Messenger RNA from Ogataea haglerorum, 2085 nucleotides. RefSeq lists its product as uncharacterized. The transcript has a single exon. Lineage: Eukaryota; Fungi; Ascomycota; Pichiomycetes; Pichiales; Pichiaceae. Gene Ontology annotation, cellular component: membrane. The coding region runs from base 1 to 2085 and encodes 694 amino acids. The record is from RefSeq and is a predicted model, not a curated record.
AUGACUGUCGAUGCAAUUGAAAAUGGGUGGUUCGAGCCCCUGCCGUUGCAAAAAUACCAGGAUUUAGUGAUGAAAUCUAUCCCUGAAAAUCUUUCUGGCUGUCCUCCAGAUAAAACAGUGGGUAACCCUGCAGUGCAGGUGGCUUGCGGACCGAACCUGAGAUUAUUGGGUUGCCUUGAAAACGGCAAAACCAAUUACAGGGGAACUAUCUUGCUUGUUCUGCGCGACGCCACGGAGACUGAAAGGGUGGAGCCUUUUAUUGAGUAUUAUAUUGGGCCUGCUACCAAUUCUACUGGCUCUCCCCAGUUGAGCAAGGGUGAGUUUCCGGGAAUUUUAUUUCACCAGGAACAGGGUUUUAGCUUCUGGAGAUUUAGCAUGGAAUUGCAAUUGCAAGAUUAUGAACAGAAAGUGAAGUAUUCUGUCAAUGGCGAGUACAACGAGAACUUUCAAUUCUAUCUGCCUUCUGUCGAACAAUCCAUGAAUGUUAUGUCUUAUUCAUGUAACGGCUUUUCACUGAGUGUCAAAACUGCAAAAUUCAAGAGCUCCUUGUGGUACGAUGUUAUGCGCAGACACAAUGAGUUGCCAUAUCAUGUCAUGGUUGGAGGGGGUGAUCAAAUCUAUUGUGACUCUGUGAAGAAAUCCUCCAAACCUUUUGAAAAAUGGCUGAAACAUAAGAAACUGCAUUCUAACGACAAGCUCACUGAUGAUAUUGUUGACUCUCUGAAGAAUUAUUACCUGUCUAAUUACAUACAGUGGUUUGGUAAAGGGUAUUGGGAAGGAACGGCGGGUGCGACUUUGCAGUGCAUCUACCCUUUGGCCUUGCAACAAAUUCCUCAAAUUAACAUUUUUGACGACCAUGACAUCAUUGAUGGUUUUGGCUCUUACAGCCAUCGUACCAUGACUCAGGAUAUUUUCAAAGGCGUUGGUAACAUUGCAUUCCAAUAUUAUUUAUUAUUCCAGCAUCACACCUCUCCUAUAGAAGACUACAAGUCCGAACCUUCUUGGAUUGUGGGAGCUUCUGUUGGUCCUUACAUUAAACAGCUGUCCAGAUCUAUUUAUACAAGGUUAGGAAAAGAGAUGGCCCUAGUUGGAGUGGAUUGUAGAACGGAAAGAACGAAAAAACAAGUUGUUACAAGAGAAACCUAUGCUCGUGUGUUUGAGAGAUUAAGACAAGAAAUAACCGCAUCUAAAGGUGACAUCAAACACCUUCUUGUCUUGCUUGGUGUUCCGAUUUGCUACCCUAGAAUGGUGUGGAUCGAGUCCAUUUUGGGGUCUGCUGCUAUGGGUCCUAUCAAGUGGUUGGCCAGAAAAGGAAUAUUUGCCAAGGGCCUGGUCAACGAGUUUGACGGUAGUGUCGAAUUACUGGACGAUUUGAACGAUCAUUGGUGUGCUGUUCACCAUAAGAAAGAACGCAACUGGCUGAUGGGAGAAUUGACAAAAUUCGCCGGGACACACGGUGUCAGAAUCACCAUUCUUUCCGGUGACGUUCACCUUGGCUGUCUUUCACGAAUGAUGACGAAAAUGCACAAACACCACAUCUUCAGCAGCAGAAUAGACGAGAAUCGCAAGGAGAUCUUGGCGCAUCCAGAACACGAUCCAAGACUUAUCUUCAAUGUCAUUUCCUCUGCUAUUGUUAACACUCCGCCGCCUAAUGGCAUGGCAACCCUGCUUGAGAAGAGAUCCAAAAUUCACCACUUUGACUCUAGUUGUGACGAAGACGUCGUGGAUUUAUUUGUAAGGGACACGGAUGGCUCUGCCAGAGACAACUGCCUGUUUUUGAAUAAACGGAACUACGCAGAUCUUAUUCCGUUCAAGAAUAUCAAGAACACAGAGCGUUACAGCAAGUUCCGCCCAGGAGAUUUGAUCCAUCCAGGGCCAUCUGAUGCAUUAGAGAAAGCAGAAAGCAUUGGCGAUGGUAGCUACUCCCCCCAAAAGAUCGGCUAUCCUAUGGGUCCAGAUUCUCUCGUGACCACCUUCCAUUUCGAGGUCGACAUGAGGGACACAAACUCUCGAACUUAUGACUACGAGGUUUUGAUUCCUCGAUUGGAAGGGACUUACGAUUUGAGAGACGUCGGCCUCAAGUAG